AUGUCAUUAUUACUAGUAGAAUUGCCAUUAGACGAAGUCAUAGGAUUGGACUUCGGAUUUUUCAGGGCAAAUAAUUCAAUUUGCGCGGUGGUAGAGCUUAGUACUGGUCCACACUACUUAUAUUUGACACGUGACGAGGUUAGAUAUGGGCAUUUUGUGUAUAUAACAGAGGGACAAAUUGUGGUUCUGCAAGCAAGUAAGAAAUUAGGAGUAGCGUUUGAACAAUGCGCCGAUGAAGAAAGGUAUGUGUUUGGAUUUAAACGCGGAGAUUUCAACAGCUAUAUGGGCAGACUGAGCAGUGAAAUUGUUAGACCAUGGAAGGCUUUGACGGAGUUUAUUAACAAGGAGACUAUUGAUCGGUUACAACCCUUAGACCAUGGGACAAUAGCUAGUUCUACAGCACCAAACAAUUAUACUAAAGAGAGUAACAAAACAUCAAAAAUCAAUGCAAAAAAAUCACUGGAUGAAUACAUGGCAAGUAGAAUAACAACAAAUAACAUCUCUUCCUACGUAAAUCCUAAUGAUCACUCUAUUGAAGGAUACAAAUUGGCCGCUACACAAUGUGACACUGGGAAUAGUGCUAAAGUUGAAAACGACACUGAAAAUGGCAGUAAGGUUGUGGAAAAUUUCGAUGGGGGUGUGAUAUAUUUUACCCAAAUACCUAGUUACCGAUAUGGGAUAAAGCAGAAUCAUGGCAGCAAUGUCACUAACAUUGGGAUGGAUAAAACGUGGGCUUUGGAUUGCAUGAUUAAGGAAUUUGAGUUGGUGGAUGGGAUGAAGAAUAAAUGUGGCUUUAAGAUGGCGGAAUAUAUGGAUAGACCUUAUAUGUACAUUAUCGCUGAAUUGCAAUUUGCGUUUGUAUGCUUGCUCAUGGGACACUCGUAUGAAGCCUUGAAUCAGUGGAAAGAGUUGUUUAAAUUACUUUGUAGUUGUGAUUCCGGCAUCACUAUUUAUCCUGAGGCAUUCAUCGCAUUUGGCAAAUGCGCCUACUACCAAAUGGCGCAACUACCGGGGAAAGAAGACUUGGAAAUGGAUAACUUCCUAAUUGAAUGUAUGACAAACUUCAAGGAUAUAAUCAAGUCCACAGAUUGCGUUGAUAUACGGCUGUUGAAGACAAUGAGUAACCUAGAAAAAAUGAUAAAAAUGAAGUUUGGUAUUGAGCUAGAAGAGUUUUGUGAAGAUGGGCCAGUUGUUGUGGAAAUUUGA
Babesia microti strain RI is the source of this 1206-nucleotide messenger RNA. Its product is annotated as A1 cistron-splicing factor AAR2. Gene Ontology annotation, biological process: spliceosomal tri-snRNP complex assembly. Bases 1 to 1206 code for a protein of 401 amino acids. The record is from RefSeq and is a predicted model, not a curated record. The transcript has 3 exons. Lineage: Eukaryota; Apicomplexa; Aconoidasida; Piroplasmida; Babesiidae.